CGCAGCCCUGCCAUCAGUACUGCGCAGGCGCGCCGCGUCGCCCAGCGCAGCCUCCAGAGCGGCCGCGGCAGUGCCGUGAUCGCCGCUGCCUUUGGCGGCUGGUUGCACUGGGGCGGAGCCCGCCGCGCGGCAGCCGGCACCGCCGUCCCGGUCCACCCGCAUAGACCCAGCUGCCCGCCCCCAACAGUUGUCUAGCGCUCCAGCCGCCUGCGUUGCCAAGGCAACGGCCGAAGUCCUGCCCCUCCCCCGCCCCGCCUGACGUCUUUGGCCCUGCGCGCCGAGAGCUCCUGCACGCACCGAUGCUCAGCCGGGGCGAACCUAGACGGAGCGCGUCUGGAGGCGAACGUCGGAGGAUGUCCGGGGUCAAAAAGAAGAGAGGAGCACGCACUAUCUCCGCUCGUUUGGUUCAGCACCAGCGGCGGGGCCCUAGCCCACCCACGGUCAACCGCGUAACCCGGAAGCGUAGGGGUGGGGCGUUGGGAGACAUCCCCGAAGAAAAUUACGAAGAGGUGCAUCAUGUUCGCGGUCCCACACCACCUCAUGCUUCAGAGUUCUCCAUCACCGAUGUUCUCUAUGAGCCCUCCUCCCAUUUCCUAUCAGCCGGCAUUAAAGCAUCAUGAACUCCCAUCAACUAGUAUGGGACAGCCUUCCAUAACUCGAUCCCAGCUCGCCCUGAUGGGCCUGUCCCUGCUGCUCUUACUGCUCCUGUGCAUAGGGAUACCAGGCGCCCCUGAGCAAACCACAUGGCCCUGGUCAAACCCCAAUAUUUCAUCCCUGACCGGUAUCACUUUUGGAGAAACCCCCGUCUUUUUCCGUGAGGUGUACCCGAACCGAGAGGCACGCAGGCUGGAUGUGGUGUUGCUCCAUGGAAAGGCCUUUAGCUCCUUCACGUGGGAGCAGCUGGGCACACUGCAGGUGCUGGCACACCGGGGCUACCGGGCUGUGGCUAUUGACCUCCCAGGUUUUGGGAACUCAGAACCCGCAAAGGAGGCUAACACAGAUGCAGGGCGGGCAGAGCUGAUGAAGCAAAUGCUGGAGGACCUGCAAGUACGAAAGGGGGUGUUGGUGAGCCCCUCCCUGAGUGGCCAAUAUGCCCUACCCUUCCUGAUGCAAAGCCACUACAUGCUGCGUGGAUUCGUGCCCAUUGCUCCUGUCUACAACCAGAACUAUACCCGGCAGCAGUUCUGGGCCGUGAAGACCCCGACCCUCAUCAUGUACGGAGAUAUGGAUCACUUCCAGGCUACAGAGUCGAUGCAGCAGCUCCGCUUCCUUCCCAACCACUCUGUGGUGAAGCUGCACAAUGCAGGCCAUGCCUGCUACCUCCAGAAGCCGGAAGACUUCCACCAGGCCCUCCUUGACUUCCUUGACAGCCUUGCCUUCCAAUCAUCGGAUGCUUCGACCCCAGAUGAGGUCUGAAGAACUGUGCUUGUGCCCCUCCCACCCCUCCCAGAGAGCUAAGCCCACCCAUGACCUCUCCUCAUCUCGCAAACUCAAUAAAAAGCAUCUUUGUAGUGUG
This is a messenger RNA of Sorex araneus (European shrew), 1516 nucleotides long. RefSeq names its product abhydrolase domain containing 14A (gene ABHD14A). Gene Ontology annotation, cellular component: cytoplasm. The record is from RefSeq and is a predicted model, not a curated record. Bases 517 to 1416 code for a protein of 299 amino acids. The transcript is spliced from 7 exons. NCBI's taxonomy places the organism in Eukaryota, Metazoa, Chordata, Mammalia, Eulipotyphla, Soricidae.